This is a messenger RNA of Sipha flava (yellow sugarcane aphid), 2643 nucleotides long. It is a transcript of the gene Hr83, whose product is annotated as nuclear hormone receptor family member nhr-67. Bases 380 to 1234 code for a protein of 284 amino acids. NCBI's taxonomy places the organism in Eukaryota, Metazoa, Arthropoda, Insecta, Hemiptera, Aphididae. Gene Ontology annotation, biological process: regulation of transcription by RNA polymerase II; cell differentiation; anatomical structure development. Gene Ontology annotation, molecular function: nuclear receptor activity; zinc ion binding; RNA polymerase II cis-regulatory region sequence-specific DNA binding. The record is from RefSeq and is a predicted model, not a curated record. The transcript is spliced from 7 exons.
AUUACCGAUUUCGAGCAGCGAUUUUCCUCCUUCUAAAUGUAUACAAGCCGCAACCCCCGCAAACGUUCGUAUCAUUAUUUCCCCUAUUAUUCUGACGGGGGUAUUUUUUAAUUUUUUUUUUUUCCAUCAUUAUUUCACCCGGUAACAAUCAACGUAUUGUUACGUCCAUACGUACAUCGUUCUGCGAGCGCUGCUCGAGUGAUUCAAUCGCCAGAACAAUCGUGGACGUGCUAACGGUCACCGCGGCGCAGUGUUCGUUUAACACCACACGCAUCCAAUAACACAUUAUAAUAAUAAUAUUAAUAACGUACGUGCUUAGUCCAUGUGAUCCGUCGAGAUUUCGGAUCAAACGUGUUUACAUAUACACACGUAAUCGAAUAUGGGACGAACCUUACCAAUCCCGGUGUGCUGUCGCGUGUGCGGCGACAAAUCGUUUGGGAAACAUUAUGGCGUAUUCUGUUGCGACGGUUGUUCCUGUUUCUUCAAACGCAGUGUCAGGAGAAGAAUCGUUUAUACGUGUAUCGCCGGCACGGGACAGUGUAUAGUGGAUAAAGCGAGAAGGAACUGGUGUCCGUUUUGUCGACUACAAAAGUGUUUGAGAGUCAAUAUGAACGUUACCGCUGUUCAAGAUGAACGGGGUCCGAGGAAGUCUAAGACACCUAAAAUUUCCGAGUGCAACAAUAUCGUACCAAAAAACUGGAAAACAAGAAGUGAAUACAUAUUCGAAAUCGGCGCCGAAAUAUUUUUGACGAGUCUACGGCAGUGUCGAUUUUGUGACCCGAUGACCAUAUUGCCCAAAGCCGACCAAAACGAAAUACUCAACAGAACGUGGCAUCAAUCGUUCGUGCUGUUGGCAGCGUUCUGGCCGACAAAUCUCAUCACACUGUUAUCCGGGCCCAGUUCGAGAGUUGAGAACAUUGUCGCCACGCUGAUCGCCAGCCAUCGGGCCAUGAGACUCGAUCCCGUCGAAUACAAUCUAGUGCUGACGCUCGUCUUAUGCCGACCCGAUCUGUGCAGCUCGGUCGAUCUCAGGAAUGACUUGACCGUCAUCGGGACCAACGCCAAGGACGCGUUGAUGAAACAUACGUCGUUCAAAUCGCCGACCAGAUACUUCGGUAUACUGGCGUGCAUACUCUCAAUCACCGACGACCUAGCGGGAUACCUGAAGAUCGUUUUCUUCGAACCGUCUGUAAGAAACGUACCGAUGAAUCACCUCGUGUCGGUCAUUACUUAGGUCGAUCAACCAGUUGUAAUUUUAUAUAGGUCAGGAAUACGUGUCGGAAACAUCAGUAGUAAACAUCAUUGUAAUUUAAUGUAUAUCAUUAUUAUUAAUAUUAAUAUCAAAACGUAAAAUAAUUGUAAGAUAUACAUUUUUUUUAACUCCCCACAUUAUAACUUAAAAAAUGGGCACCUACAUGUAAAUUCUACGCUACCUAUGUAUAAUUUUGUACUACAAUAGCUGCUUAUAUUGUUUUUUAUAUUCCUAUUUUAGUUUGUCUCCUUAAUUUGUACGAAAAAUAAUUAUCAAUACGGGUAUUCUGUUCAAUAAAAUAAAUAGUUAAUAAAAUCUUCUGUUUUGUCAUAAAUAUUGAUCUAUAACAAAUAUAUCAUACACCACUAUCACAAAUAGUUUGUACAAAAUUACAGCAAUGUUAGCAAACUAAUUGCGUACGAAUUCUUAACGCACAAUUAAUAUAAAAUUAACUUGCGUUUUUGGCUAUGGUAACCUGUACAUUCAACGGGCUCGCAUUGCUUAAACAAAUUUUGUUAGUUUACGAUUUACAUAUAUAAAACUAUUAAAUAAUUGAACAGAACACAUUUUGCUAUCGACGACUAUAAAUUGAAUAGUACAAAAAUUUGGUUGAACAAUCGUGGAAACCUAAUAUUUACUGUAAUAUUACACAUAUUUUCAUAAAUUUAAUUGUGUACAUAAAUCAUUUAAAAUAUAUACGAUUAUCUUCUUGGGAAAUUCAUAAAACUAAUACAAUCAACUGUUUAUUACUAAUAGCUAUCUGAAUAACUAUAUUAUUAUUAUUAUUAAUAGUAUACUAAUUAAUGAAUUAUUGUUAUCAUAAUAUUAAAACCGAAAUUUCUCGAUUGUUUAUACACAAGCUCGCACGUAUGGCUAUGAACAAAUGUGUACCAAUAUAAUAAUAAUUAUUUUUCUAAUUGUUAAAAAUCGUCUCAUCUAGAUAGUGUUCCUAACAUUUUGAUGCACGAUAUAGGCUUUUGUGUGUUUGUGUAAUUGUGUGUGUGUGUCGUUCAAUUAAUUUUAUGGAAUUGUGUAAAAAACCUUUCCAACCAAAACUAUUGUUCCUAUUGCACGUGUGCAACUAUAAUGUGUACAUAUUUUAUAAAUGUAAUAUUUAAUAACGGGACAAUAUUAUGAUAACAACACAAACCCCUGAAAGCAAUUUGACGGGCUGUCAAUAAAAAAUAUAAAAAACAUAUAGACAGUUGCAUAUAAUAUAGUAGGAGGUAGUAUCCUUUUCUCCGAUAACGCGUGGUCCGUAUCAAACAUACAGCAGGUCUGAUACAGUACAUAAGAAUGUAUACAUUGUCAUAACAGUAUCUUGCUGCAAUUACCGGUGCUGACUGUCAGGGCCUAGAAAAGGGGGGGGGCUAAAGGUGCCUACGCCCCGG